Molecule: messenger RNA, 987 nt
Organism: Cyphellophora attinorum
Lineage: Eukaryota; Fungi; Ascomycota; Eurotiomycetes; Chaetothyriales; Cyphellophoraceae
Product: Mitochondrial carnitine carrier
Exons: 2
Coding region: 1-987 (328 amino acids)
Biological process (GO): mitochondrial transport; carnitine transmembrane transport
Cellular component (GO): mitochondrial envelope
Molecular function (GO): O-acyl-L-carnitine transmembrane transporter activity
Source: RefSeq, a predicted model, not a curated record
AUGGCGCCGUCAAUACCAACCUCAACAGCUGAGCUGCCCUCGGUCGAGACAGUGAAAGAGGAGGUCAAAGAGACUGCCAAAUCAGCCACCUCCUCCCUCCGAGACCUCGCAGCCGGCGGUGUCGGAGGCGUCUGCGCCGUCAUCGUCGGCCAUCCAUUCGACUUGUGCAAAGUGAGGUUACAGACCGCCGAGAAAGGUGUAUACAAUGGUGCUAUAGACUGUUUGAAGAAGGGCAUAGCCCGGGAGGGCUUACGCAAAGGUCUAUAUGCUGGCGUGAGCGCGCCGCUGGUUGGUGUGACGCCUAUGUUCGCUGUCAGCUUCUGGGGCUACGGUGUGGGAAAGAAGCUCGUGGAGUCAGCCACCGAGGUGGAAUACAAGAACGGCACACCACAAUAUACGAUCGGUCAGGUAUCGGCGGCUGGAUUCUUCUCUGCCAUUCCGAUGACACUCAUCACCGCGCCCUUCGAGCGUGUCAAGGUGCUGCUGCAGAUACAAGGUCAGAAAGAGCUCAAGCCCGGUGAGAAGCCCAAGUACUCGGGCGGUCUGGACGUUGUACGCCAGCUCUACAAAGAAGGUGGAAUUCGUUCGGUCUUUCGAGGCAGCGCCAUGACUCUAGCUCGCGACGGACCAGGAUCCGCGGCAUACUUUGCGACCUACGAGUACAUAAAGCGAUCACUAUCACCUAAAGACGCCGACGGAAACGCAACGGGCGACUUGUCACUCACCGCCGUCAUGGCCGCAGGUGGCACUGCCGGUAUCGCUAUGUGGAUCCCGGUCUUCCCAGUCGACACGAUCAAGAGCAGACUACAAAGUGCGGAAGGCAGCCCUACAAUGUCAGGAGUCAUCAAGGGCGUCUACAGAAGCGGUGGGAUAAAAGCCUUCUUCCCUGGCUUUGGUCCUGCUCUGGCUAGGGCAGUGCCGGCCAAUGCAGCGACAUUUCUAGGCGUCGAGCUGGCACACAAGUUCAUGAAUCAGACUCUUGGCUAG